AUGACAGGUCUAUUCACUUAAGCAAAUUGGACAUAUAAAACUCUUUAAUAGUCUUCAUAGAAGCCAAAUGAUUUCUAAAAGGAUUUUCUCCAAUAUCAAAUGGCUCACUUUAUAAAUUAUUCUAUAAGUGGAUUUUUUUUCCCCAUUACAACCAGUGUAUUGCUGUCAGGAUUAUUAGUUUUGAGACAAUACAACUAUUAUAUCGAUUAUGAAUAGGAGAAAUAAAAAUACUUUAAAUAUGCCCAGAUAUCAUUGAUUGGGAUCAUAAGUCUCUUAGGUUUGAGUGUACCAGGUAGAUAUAUUUUAUUGAAUAAACAUCGUUGA
This is a messenger RNA of Paramecium tetraurelia, 324 nucleotides long. RefSeq lists its product as uncharacterized. NCBI's taxonomy places the organism in Eukaryota, Ciliophora, Oligohymenophorea, Peniculida, Parameciidae. The record is from RefSeq and is a predicted model, not a curated record. The transcript has 2 exons.